AUGGAUGAUAUAUGUCGAUUGUGCUGUUCAAAGAACUUUGUAAAUAAUUACAUAUUCGAUGAAGAGAACGCACUGUUUUUAAAAAUGUCCAUGUAUUUGCCGAUAAAGGUGUUUAAAAACGAUCCACUACCACAGAAAAUAUGUGACAAAUGUAGCUGUAAAGUAAACGAUUUUUAUCAAUUUUGUAAUGAAACACUUGAAGUCGAGAACAGGCUUCGAAAAAUGUUAUCACUAGAAUCAAUACUUACAAGCUCUAAGGAAACAAAUAACAAAACAAGUAUAGCUUCUUCACAUUGUAAUGAACAAAGCACCCAGACAGAUAGCUCUUUAGAAAUGAAAAUCAAAGUUGAGCCGCAGAAGUCUCCAACGAUAAAACAAGAGUCAGAUUCAAAUGAUGAAAACGAUAUAUCAAAUGAUGCUUCAGACAGUGAUGACAACCUUUUAAUAAACAUUAAGAAGAAUAAAAAGGCAACUGGAAAACAUCAAGACAAGAUGGGUCAAAAGAAAAAUCUUAUCAGGGCCCAGUUUCUUGACAUGAACUUGGAGCAAAAUGAUAUUAAUUUAAGCUUAGUGAAAGAAGAGUCGGACGAUGAUUUUAAUCAUUUAGAUGAAUUGGACAAUGAAAUUCACUACUGUUGCAUCUGUUUUGUUAAAUGCAAGACCAAAAAUGAUAUGUUACAACACUACAAGACGCAUUUAGACAAAACGCAGCUAGAGAAGCCCCCAAUGCCUCCACCAUUCCCCAUUGAAGCUAAAUGUGACAGGUGUAAAAAGACGAUGCGAAACAAGAAAGCGUGGAAAGCACACUGGCAGCGCCAUUGGCUGAAUGACAGGCCCCCCCUACCACUGUUCACUUUGCGAAAAGAGCUUCCAAGGACAUCAUCAGAUAUUUAA
This is a messenger RNA of Leptosia nina, 894 nucleotides long. NCBI's taxonomy places the organism in Eukaryota, Metazoa, Arthropoda, Insecta, Lepidoptera, Pieridae. The record is from the annotation of a GenBank genome assembly.